AUGAUCAAUUCUCCGUGUGAUUCUGACGAUGUUGUCUUCGUCCAUGAGAACAAACCUGAGUUGAAGUCAAAGCCUUCCACUUUGGCUGUGAAAGAUGAUGAUGAUGAUGAUUGCGAGGUUCUAGAAGGUGACCCAGAAAAAUGUGUUGUUUCUGUGGAUGAGGAUGCAACUGGGUCGGACAAGUUGCAUGUAGUUGGGGAGAAGGGUCAGACAUGGAUGUAUGCCCUGUUUGUGUUAUUUGGAUGGGUCUCUUGUGAUCUGUUUAAUGGGUUUUGGUAUGUUACUGACUUGAACAUUGGGCCCAUUCAUGAAAAUUCUCUAAGUUGUGCCAAAAUUUUGGAAUUUAGACCACAAUUGUUUGAGCUCAAGCACCUUAAAGCUCUGUCCUUCUUCAAACUCUUUGAAUCACAACACAGGAAUCAAGUUACUAUCCCCAAGGGAAACUGGGAAAAACUGGCUGGCAGCUUAGAAUCACUUGAGUUUAGAUCAAACACAGGUCUCAUUGGAUUAAUUCCUUCAAGUUUUGGAGUCCUCAUGAACCCUCAGUCACUAGUAUUAUUAGAGAAUGGUUUGACAGAUGAGAUUCCACCAGAUAUUGGCAACCUCAACAAGUUGAAGAAGCAUGUUCUUGCUGUAAACUAUUUUACUGGGAAGAUUCCAGAUGUUUUUAGUGCAUUAACUGAGUUAUUAAUCUUUGAUUUAAGUAGAAAUUCUUGCAAGAAAUAUUGA
This is a messenger RNA of Gastrolobium bilobum, 729 nucleotides long. RefSeq names its product piriformospora indica-insensitive protein 2-like. The coding region runs from base 1 to 729 and encodes 242 amino acids. Lineage: Eukaryota; Viridiplantae; Streptophyta; Magnoliopsida; Fabales; Fabaceae. The record is from RefSeq and is a predicted model, not a curated record. The transcript is spliced from 4 exons.